This is a messenger RNA of Trichoderma gamsii, 1728 nucleotides long. RefSeq lists its product as hypothetical. Lineage: Eukaryota; Fungi; Ascomycota; Sordariomycetes; Hypocreales; Hypocreaceae. Gene Ontology annotation, biological process: protein phosphorylation. The transcript has a single exon. Gene Ontology annotation, molecular function: ATP binding; protein kinase activity. The record is from RefSeq and is a predicted model, not a curated record. Bases 1 to 1728 code for a protein of 575 amino acids.
AUGGACUUUUACGGUACUGCUUCAACGGCCGUUGGGCAACUCAUCCAGGUGACCAUUUUCAUCAAAGGUGUCAUUACCGACAUCAAAGAGUUUGAAGACAACUUACACGAUAUCCAAUUCAAAAUCAACAUUCAGCUUGCGACACUAGAGUUCUUCCGCCGGCGUUUCGUCGAUAGCAAAGAUGCAUUGAUGCUCCCUGGCCGCAGCUCGGAAUUUCUCGUGCAGACAGUUACCGAUCUUUUGCUGACGAUGACCGGGAAGCUAGCAGUUUAUGAGGCUUUUAUGAGAAAAUACGACAUUAUAGAUGAGAAUGGCGGCGACGAGAAGACCGAAAUUGAGGGUCCACCAGAAGGAGAAACAGACUCAAAAGUGUCGUUCCUAGAGAGAGCUCGGGCAAAGUUCAAGACGCUCAAGCUCAAAGGCUAUGACUGGGCAAUCUUUGACAAGAAGAAACUUCUUUCAGUUCUGCAAGACUACAAAUCAGACACGGAUAGCCUUCGGGGUAUGAUGCAGCACUUUUCACAGGAAGCCAUAUACAGCUUUGUUGAGAGCUCUUCGUUGAAAGGCACUGGUCUGGAAUCGGUGAUCAAACGACAGAAGUUGGCGAAAAUUGAAUUGCCUUCAGAUUUCGCCGAAAUUGAAGGAGAAUUCGCUGAAGAAGGAGUCGCGGCAGAAAGGUUUCAACUGGGUCGCUGGAACCACCAGGGAUCGUCGACACAAGUGAUAGUCGAGCAUCACGAGUACGAAGACCAGCUUCGAUCCGACGACUUGGACGAAGAUGAGGUAGCCAAGCUGAAGCAACCCGUCAAGACACUUGCCUGGCUGCUUCAAAACUCGUCCUUCCGCGAAACAGGAAAGGAGCUGAGCGAAGAGCAGCCGGUAAUUUACUCGCUGCAGUGUCUUGGAUAUAAGGACGAUAUAAAGGCGAAACGGAUGACGUUUCUGUACAAACUACCCUCGCCUCCUGAUGGAACCAGCUGGCGAUAUGAUAGUGGAAACACACUGGCGACUCUACAUACCCUAAUUACCAAAGUCGAUAAGAAGACCAAACGAGUGUUCAAGCCACCUCUUGCAGAUCGAUAUAGUAUUGCCAACUCGUUAGCAUUGACAGUGUUAAACAUUCACGGCUCGGCCUGGAUUCACAAGAACAUCUGGAGCCACGGAAUCUUGCUGUUUCUUCAAGACAAGAACGGCAGCACAUACCCCCUAGGCGCAACUACAGAAACAUCAAGUUCCGCACCCAUUGCAGCAACUACAAAAGACGGGGCAAAGCCCCGACUGCUCGCCUUCCUCGGCGAUUGGGGCUACUCGCGCCGCAUCGACGGCUUCACCGACAUGAACGUCGACUUCGAUAUCGAAGCAAACCUAUACCGCCAUCCGGAACGCCAAGGAAAGCCAAAACGCCAGUUUUCCCGCAUCCACGACAUAUACGCCCUGGGAGUGGUCCUUUUAGAAAUAGGCCUCUGGCGCACCGUCUCCCAGCUCUUCGACAAGCAGAUCAAUGAAAUUCGGCAGACGGCGGAGACGAAGCUGCUCAAGGCAAAGAAUGUCACUGCUACGCUGACGGGGUUGGCGGAGAAGGAACUGCCAAAGGAGAUGGGGGAGAGAUAUGCCUCUGCGGUUUUGGCUUGUUUGACGGGGGAUUUUCAUAAGGAGAGCGAUGUGGAUUUGUCGUUGGACAUGAAGGAGAAGGUAGUUGAUGUUACGGCGUUGGGGGUCAAGUUAUAG